GAUUAUAUGUUGCUCGACUGUUACCAGGCUUCUCUGAAACGUAAUUAACAGGUAUACAUGUGUUUUUCUCUUCCAUCACUCAGUCCCAUGAUAAUGCCACAUAACCCCAAUGUAACUGCACAUUUAUCUGUCUCACGGUAUACAGAGUGCUUGGGUUUUAUGGCUCUGAAGAUUAUUUCCACUUUCUCACAUUUCAGCCGUGAAUUCCUUUUUAUGUAGCAUGGUGACCACAACUAAAAGUCCUUUCAUGUGCCAUUUAGCACUGGACAAGUGACACAGUCUGCUUGGAGAUCCCACUGACGAUAAAGAUGAAGCUUUCGUCAAGUAUCGUUGAAAUAAUUGCCUGCUGCAUCUUACUCGUUGUAAGCGUACUGGGAAAUGCUAUAUUGAUUUUCUGCACAUGGAGGUGCAUUACAAGACGCCUGCCAACAUCAUUCGCUCUCAUUUUCAGUCUUGCAUUUACGCAUGUUGUGAAAAAUAUUGUGGUCAAUACAAUCAAUAUAGUUUCCAGUGCUGGAUUUCUCCCUAAUCCUCUUCUCUGCAAAAUUAGAUUAUUCACUACAUCGAUGACCACCAAACUGGAGAUCUGGUUUACCCUGUACUUGGCUGUGUUCUAUUGUGUUAAGCUCAAUCGUGUUGUCCAUCCACUGAGGACACCUCCUAAUGGCAAAUGGCGCAUGCAUCACCUCAUAGGUGUGUCCACUUUGUGGGUCACAGCAGUUGCGGUUUGUUGUCCUUACUUAGUAUUUGGGAAUAAUGCUGAAAGCCUUAGUCUAUUCAAUGUUUCCUAUCCCCCUCAUCACACAUUUCUUUAUGAAGAGUGCAAACUUUUUUUUCCUGAUGAUGUUGUUGAAUUGUUUUAUCAUCAGGUGUUUAUGGUCAUCAUUGACUUGCUUCCACUUGCCACUUUAGUCCUGGUCAGUUUUCGCAUUCUGCUGCUUUUCCACGAGCAAAAGAAAGCGACGUAUGGUAAUAUUUGGAUUGGACAUGAUCCUUCUGAGACAGAGGUCCUGCGGGCUUCCAAAGUGAUCAUAGUUUUAAUGGUUAUUGUCACAGCCCUGUGGGUCACGCAUUUUAUCUUAGUCUGGCAUUUAAAGUGCAUUGGUUCAUGGUAUUUAAUGUCGACUGUGCUUGCUGUCUUAUCUGCUGGAUAUUCUAGUCUCAGCCCUUACUUACUUAUGCUGAUUAAUUACAAAAUCAGUUUAAAGAUUCGGUCACUGAGAUCCUUCUGCUGUGCUAACACCAAGACUGACAGACAGAACUCUGCAUCUAAAACUGCAACCACUGAAGAUUGA
Messenger RNA from Pseudophryne corroboree (corroboree frog), 1295 nucleotides. RefSeq names its product taste receptor type 2 member 134-like. The transcript has a single exon. Bases 309 to 1295 code for a protein of 328 amino acids. Gene Ontology annotation, cellular component: membrane. The record is from RefSeq and is a predicted model, not a curated record. Lineage: Eukaryota; Metazoa; Chordata; Amphibia; Anura; Myobatrachidae. Gene Ontology annotation, molecular function: bitter taste receptor activity; G protein-coupled receptor activity. Gene Ontology annotation, biological process: sensory perception of taste; G protein-coupled receptor signaling pathway.